AUGAAACGAAAUGUAAGUUUAUCCAUUCAGGCUUUACCGGUUAUGCAGAUCUUGAGGCUUAGAGAGGGUGUAUCCAUCACAGUGCCCAAGGAGAGCGAUUCUGCACGUUCCAGCACUUUGCUUGACCAAACCUUUGAAAUGCUUAUGAGACUGGCUGAGAAUUACACAAGCACGCUUUUCUGCAAUGCAUAUAGAAACAUGGCUGCUGAGGCUACUACGCGUGUUCAGGAGUUUUUCACAGAUGUUGGACUCUUCAUAUUUGGCACAGACGUUAGCACAGAGGAAUUUGUCAACAGAUUUUUUGACACCCUGUUCCCAGUAGUCUACAACCACGUGAUUAACCCUGGUCCGACUGACAUUUCACUGGAAUACGCAGAGUGCCUCCGAAUGGCGAGAAGAGACAUCAGGCCCUUUGGUAACGUUCCCAAAAAGGCCAUAGGACAGCUGGGAAGAUCACUGUUACCCAGCCGGGCUUUCUUGCAGGCUCUGAACUUGGGGAUCGAAGUGAUCAAUACAACAGAUCAUCUGCAUUUCUCUAAAGACUGCAGCAGAGCUCUACUGAGAAUGCAGUACUGCCCCCAUUGCCAAGGGCUGACUUUAAGUAAGCCCUGCAUGGGCUACUGCCUCAACGUCAUCCGAGGCUGCUUAGCUAACAUGGCAGAAGUUGACCUUCACUGGCGGGAAUAUAUUCGGUCCCUGGAGGAACUCUCAAGUGCCAUGAGUGGGACGUACGACGUUGAGCACGUGCUUCUAAACUUUCAUUCACUUGUUAAUGAGGCUCUCGUACAGUCUCGUACCAAUGGACCGGAAUUAUCUGAGCAGAUUUCACUGACAGUGAUACAUUCUGUGUUUAAUGCUGGAUUGGAUAUCUUGGUCUGGGGAGAUGCCUUUAGUUUUACAGUAUACGCAGGUCUAAACAGGGUGUCUGGGCGUCACUGUGGUGCAGCAUCAGCUGAG
Balearica regulorum gibbericeps (East African grey crowned-crane) is the source of this 957-nucleotide messenger RNA. The record is from RefSeq and is a predicted model, not a curated record. Lineage: Eukaryota; Metazoa; Chordata; Aves; Gruiformes; Gruidae.